Gossypium raimondii (Peruvian cotton) is the source of this 1756-nucleotide messenger RNA. RefSeq names its product shikimate O-hydroxycinnamoyltransferase. The record is from RefSeq and is a predicted model, not a curated record. Gene Ontology annotation, molecular function: acyltransferase activity, transferring groups other than amino-acyl groups. NCBI's taxonomy places the organism in Eukaryota, Viridiplantae, Streptophyta, Magnoliopsida, Malvales, Malvaceae. The transcript is spliced from 3 exons. Bases 232 to 1527 code for a protein of 431 amino acids.
GUAAUCAAGCUUUUUGUUUUUUUUUGUUUUACUUUCUGGGUUUUCCACCCUGUUUCAUUGCUUGCUUAUAUUCUAUAUGUAUAUAUUCUUCAAUCGCCAUGGUUAUUGAGUUGGAAUUGUGAAUGCACUGAAACACUUCUUUUUCUCUUACAAAAAAAAACUCAGAGACCAGAGAAGGCCAAAAGCAAACCAAUCCUUUUCCCCCCAGUGGAUCCCACUAGCACUACAACCAUGAUUGUGAACGUGAAAGAAUCAACAAUGGUACGGCCGGCGGGGGAGACUCCCCGGCGGAGCCUCUGGAACGCCAACGUGGACUUGGUGGUACCAAGGUUCCACACCCCUAGCGUUUACUUCUACAGGCCGAACGGAGCGGCCAAUUUCUUCGAUCCGCAGGUGAUGAAGGAGGCGUUGAGCAAGGCCCUGGUGCCGUUUUACCCCAUGGCGGGGCGGCUGAAGAGGGACGAGGAUGGAAGGAUCGAGAUUGAUUGCAAUGGCGAAGGGGUGCUCUUUGUUGAGGCUGAAACUAAUUCUGUUAUUGACGAUUUUGGUGAUUUUGCACCCACCUUGGAGCUCAGGCAGCUCAUCCCAACCGUUGAUUAUUCCGGUGGCAUCUCCACGUAUCCACUCUUGGUUUUGCAGGUCACAUAUUUCAAAUGUGGUGGAGCAUCACUAGGUGUUGGCAUGCAACAUCAUGCAGCAGAUGGAUAUUCUGGUCUCCACUUCAUCAACACAUGGUCUGAUAUGGCUCGUGGUCUUGACCUUACAAUUCCACCAUUCAUUGAUCGGACCCUUCUUCGUGCCCGGGACCCCCCACAACCUGUGUUCCACCACGUCGAAUAUCAACCACCACCGGCAAUGAAGAUUCCACCCCAGUCCACCGGUCCUGAAAGCACAGCAAUCUCCAUUUUCAAAUUGACCCGGGAUCAACUCAAUGCACUCAAAGCAAAGUGCAAGGAAGAUGGUAACGAUGUUAACUAUAGUUCAUACGAAAUGUUGUCAGGUCAUGUGUGGAGAUCAGUCUGCAAGGCACGUGGACUUGAAGAUGAUCAAGGGACUAAACUGUACAUUGCCACUGAUGGAAGGGCAAGGUUGCGCCCCCCACUCCCACCUGGUUACUUUGGGAAUGUGAUCUUCACUGCUACCCCAAUAGCAGUGGCAGGGGAUCUACUGUCAAAGCCAACAUGGUACGCUGCGAGCCGUAUUCAUGAUGCAUUGGUUCGGAUGGAUGAUGAAUAUCUAAGGUCAGCCCUUGAUUACCUGGAACUUCAGCCAGAUUUGUCUGCACUUGUACGUGGUGCUCAUACUUUCAGGUGUCCGAACCUUGGGAUUACUAGCUGGGUUAGGCUACCAAUCCAUGAUGCAGAUUUCGGGUGGGGCAGGCCCAUAUUUAUGGGCCCUGGUGGAAUUCCUUAUGAAGGGUUAUCUUUCGUAUUACCAAGUCCAAACAAUGAUGGGAGCUUAUCAGUUGCCAUCUCCUUGCAAACCGAACACAUGAACGUGUUUGAGAAGCUCUUUUAUGACAUUUAAAGGAAGAAGAAACCUCGUAUACAGUCCAUGUAGUCUUUAAACGUUCCUUUUUCCCAAUUUUUGUAAUACUUGUUUAUGUUAUAAAGUCUCACAUUUCACUUGAAAUGUACCUCAAAUUCAGACGUCACUGGUCACAAGCCAUAUGCUUGUGCAUAGAAAAAAGAAAAACUUUGGACAAGUUGUAUUACUAAUUUCGAUUCAAUAUCGAUGUUGUUGAACAUUGUGACAA